Brassica rapa (field mustard) is the source of this 26253-nucleotide messenger RNA. Its product is annotated as inactive GDSL esterase/lipase-like protein 23. The record is from RefSeq and is a predicted model, not a curated record. Gene Ontology annotation, molecular function: lipase activity. NCBI's taxonomy places the organism in Eukaryota, Viridiplantae, Streptophyta, Magnoliopsida, Brassicales, Brassicaceae. Gene Ontology annotation, biological process: endoplasmic reticulum organization.
UAUUUAUAUUAAAAUAUACUAUGUGUAUCUAUGUCAAUAUCAAUAACGUUUAAUUAUAUACCAUAUAAAGCAAAAUAAAGUGACUGUUUUGAUUUAUUUACCAAAAAUAUGAUUGUAAAUAAACAAAAUUUAUUGAUUUUGAUUUAUGUACUUAUUCUAAUGUAUAUACUUUUAUGUAUACAAAUUAUUUUAAAUAUGUGGUUUCUAAUAUGUUAUUUGAUCCUGACAAUCCGAGAAAUACACUUUUUCAAAUCGAAGUGGUUUUUAAUAUUGGAAGCACUAUAUGUUUUUUUCAUUCAGAUUAAAUAUUUUAGUCUUGAUUUUUAUUUCUAAAAAUAUUUUAAUUAAAUAUCAUGACAAAAUUUCAGUCACCUUCUUUUGAGUUUGCUCGAAGAAUGAGAGAUUUAAUCAUUCGUCUAAUAUUUGUUUAUUCCUAAUAUCCUAUCUAUCUAUUAUAAUUUUAAGAAUGAGAGAUUUGAACUAUUUAUUAUUAAUUUUCUGGUUUAUCAUUUAAUAAAUCAAACAGUUCUUACUUUAUACAUAGUUUACAUAUACUAAAAUAGUACAAUAUUAUAUUUUUUAUCGGUAUAGUCUUAAUUAAUUAAACCUCAAAACUGUAGGUUAAUAAAAUAAAUAAUUUGUUUUGUUCAUCUAGAAUUAGAUGAUUUUUAGACCGAAUGGUAAAUAUAUACUAGACAUAUAUUUAUACUUCGAGUCUGCACUUAUAUUCUAUAACAACUUGAUAUAUUAGAUUUGAACAUUAAUAUGUGAAUAUAAUUUGCUUUUGAUUUUCUUCAAAAUUUUUGAUUAUUAGAUGUUUAUCUGAAGUUGAAUUAAUUUUUACAGAUAUCAACCAUCUUUUUUAAUUGAUAUUUAUGUAAUUCACCGAAUUCACGGAAUUUAAAAAAAAAAACAAAAUUCACAUCACUGAAAAGUAGACUAUUAUCUACUGUCUCAUUUAUUAUCUACUGACACUGUAUAUAUCAUUAAAUAUUUUAUCUUCAUCUACACUUCGGCUUCACGUGGACAUUUAAUAUUUUCUGUGAUACUAAACAUCAUUAUCAUCCUAUCUCAUUAACUCAAAGUAAUGCAAGUCUUUUUUUUUUUUUAAACAGGGUAAUGCAAGUCUUAUGAAGAACAGAAGAGGAGUUGCAGUGCCGCCUAGUGCGGCAGUGCAAAUGCACAAGUCCCACAUUUUUGGUUCAACUUUUUUAAUUGUUUUAAGACUUUCAAUUUUGGAAUUUCUAUAUUUUAAGGAUCUAAUUUUUAAAUUGACUAUCAAUUAUUAUUAGGAAAGGAAAAAAAAUAUGCACAUGGCCUACUAAUCUUUUAAGCCGGGCCUAGAUAGAAGAGUUAAAGAACCAAAGUAAUAAGGAACAUCUGUUAUAACCAGGUUACCAGCAGAUUUUUAUUACACGUCCUGCGAACCCAAACAACCUCCAUAGGUGCUAAAUUUUUUCCGCCACUGUCUAAUAUCUCGGAUCACCGGGUUCUGUUAUCACCUUCAAAAUGUGCAUAUAUAUACCAUUUGUGUCCAAACAAGUUUAGAUAACCAUGAGGAAAGCUUUGUAACUCAGUUUCCAAAACUUAUUUGCUGAUGAUGAUUCCAUACUUUUUCUUGCUUCAAAAUAUAAUCCUUGUGAAUCUCGUAAGAUCUAAGUUAUUGACGAAGUUAACCCAUUUUCUUGAGAUUGGCAAUGGCAGUUGUAUUUCACAUAACUUUGUCUUGGACGACUCCAUGUCAUUUAUACCCACGUACUUUAUCAAAAAUCAUUUAUAACCACGUGCCUGUGUUAAAUUUGAAAAAGUCUACUACUUCAAAAUUUUAGUUUUCUUGGUUCUGAGUUUCUGACUAUCUGGAACUUCUGCUAGACUUGCCCCGAGAUAAGAUUCUUCUAUUUUUAUCGGAUAACAUUUCCAAGUGGUAGUACUAGGGCUGGAAUUUUUAGAACCGAAAUUUAGGUUAGUCCGAUGAGAAGUUCAGUUCGAUUCUGUAUAUUUAUAAAAAAAACAUUAGUUUUCGGUUAGGUUCAGUAAUCGGUUAGUUCGGUUUUUCAAAAAAUAAUUUUGUUAACCAAAUUUCGUACAGAAAACCAGAAUUAAUCAAAAUUUCGAAGAGAGGUAACCAAAAUUAUCCAAAUAUUUCGAAUCAACCUAACCAAAUUAACUAAAAUUUGAACCGAAUUAACUAGACAAACCAAAUUAACUGAAAUUAUUCGUAUUUAAGUGAUUUUACCUAAAUUUUUAACCGAAAUAUAAUCAAAACUAAAUACUACGGUUAGUUUCAGUAAUUUUAUAGAAAACCAAACUACCCAAAUACCGAACCGAUUCAAUUUUUUAUGGUUCAGUUCGGCGAGAUUUUAAUGGAACCGAACUACCCGAAAAUAGAACUACUCGAACCAAAUUACCAGAACGACCUGAACCCGCAUGCCUACGUAGUACAUUCAAUAUAAAGGAGAAAAAUGGACGAAAGCAGUUGAGCCAUCUUAAAAUGCAUGGUAACUCGUCUUAACACACAAAGGCAAAAUGGUAAUAUCGUUCUUUUUACGAAAAUCAUGUUCAUAAAAUUAUUCAUCAAUUCUCUUGAGCAAGAUUUUUGAGCUUCAAAAACAACAGAACUAUUGUAAAAAUAUUAUUUAUUGGAAUAAAUUUAACAUUCUUUUUGAAAAUACAGUUUUAUAUAAGAAAAUUAAAUGCAAUGUAAUCCAAAAUUCUGAUCAAAGGUCUGAAGAAAAAAAAAGAGAUUUAAUCUCCUCUCUUUCUCUCUAUGAAAGAUCCAGAGAGGGAAUAAAUAAAAGAAGAGAGAGAGAAAGUCAAAAGUAUUUAUAUAUCUAUCUAUCUAUUCUAUUAAAAUUAAAGUACACUCUAGAACCAACAUCUACUCUCGUAUGUAAUAUUACAAAAAUUGUCACUGAUAAUUAGACAAAAAUUAAAUUUGUCAGUAAUAGCAUUCAUUUUAUUCAAAUGAUAAAAAAAAUCGUGUAGCUAUAAAUAGGAGAUUAAAUACAGACCAUCAUCGAAUUGUAAAUAAGACAUUAUAUGCAUUUAGUGUUACUAAAUAUUUUAUAUGAAUUUAAUAUGGUCAAUACGUAUCUUAUUGUUCAUGCAAUUCCCAACCAAAUUUAUUUAUUAUGAUACUAAAUCUUUCUGGAACUGUUUAGUUAAUGUAAGUUAUUUAACUAUUUUGGCUUAAUAUUUGUUUAAACUUACGUGAUACUAAAAUGAUGGUUAAUAUUAUGCAUCUAUCUCACAAAUAUUAUGCAUUUAUGCUUUUUUAAAUUCAUAUAAUAGCAUAGAAAAUAAAAAAUAUAAGAAAAUAUGCACAAGAAACCAUCUAUUCAAAAUUGAAGUACACUUUAGAAAUAACCUCUACUCUCAUAUGUAAUAUUACAAAAAUUGCCACUGAUAAUUAGACAAAGUUAAAUUAUUUAUUAAUGGCAUUCACAUAAUUCAAAUGAGAAAGAAAUCGUGUAGCAUUUAUAAAUCUAUUCUAUUAAAAAUUAAGUUCACUUUAGAAAUAACCUCUACUCUCAUAUGUAAUAUUAAAACAAUUUCCACUGAUGAUUAGACAAAAGUUAAAUUCUAUAUUAAUGGCAUUCACAUAAUUCAAAUGAGAGAAAAUCGUUAAGCAUUUAUAAAUAGGAGAUUAAAUUCAGACCAUCAGCAAAUUUUUAAAUUAAAAAUUAUAUGCAUUUUGUGUUACUAAAAAAAUUAUAUGAAUUUAAUAUGAUCAAUACGUAUGUUAUUGUUCAUGUGAUUUCCAGCUAAAUUUAUAUAUUAUGAUACUAAAUCUUUCUAGAACUGUUUAGUUAAUGUAAGUUAUUUAGUAACUAUUUUGCCUUAAUAUUUUAUAUACAUUUACAUGAUACUAAAUGAUGGUUAAUAUUAUGCAUCUAUCUCACAAAUAUUAUGCAUAUAGGCUUGUUAAUUAUUACAAUAGCAUAGAAAUUAAAAAUAUAGGAAAAUAUGCACUAGAAACCCAUGAUUUUAAAAAUUGUAAAAAAUAUUCAUACAAAUUUUGAAAAUCGUGCCAUAAUUUAUUAAAAUAUAUUCCUUAUUCCUUAUUUGUUAUUUUAACAUUUUCCUAUUACUUUAAACAAUCAAUUAAAAUAUAUUUAUGACCUAUAAACAUUUACAAAUCAUACAUACCAUAUAUGAACUAUAUUCAGUUUCUUAGUGGCAUGGUAUCUUUCUGAGAGUCUUUAGCCUUUAAGCAAUUCAUAUCUACCAAUAGUUGGAUUUUUUUCUUUCUCUGCAGUUAUUAUUUAAUCAUAUUACCUAACUCGGUAAAAAAUUGUCAACAGAAAUAUAGGAAAACCACAAAGGAUAAAUAAAAGGAAAAUUUGAUCUAUAACCUAAAAAAACUAUAACUAAGUGAAUAUAUAUUACAAUUGAAUGGUUAGAAUAUAACCUACACAUUAUUUUCAUUCCUUUUUUUAUUCUUAUAAUCAUGUUUUCCUUUCAAUUUUUAAUAUCUUUUAAUUUUGCAUAAUACAAUAAUUCAGUUUUGUAUUUUACAUAUUAAAAACAUAGAUUGUUAUCUACAUAUAACAAGUUUUUACAUUUAAAAACACACAUAUUUUAUAAAUUCUAUUUAUAUUACAUAAACUAAGUUUUAAAGCUAUAUUAUAUUAUAUUAUAUUAUAUUAUAUUAUAAAUUCAAAUAGUAUAGUUCAAAUUCUCUUUUAAAUAAGAUAUCAUUUUGUAUGUUCUAUUCUACUUAUUAAAUAUAAUAGAAAUGUAACUUUAAAUUUUUUCUCUUACGUUUUAUAUAUUGUACUUUGUAUUCACAUAAAUUGUUUUAUUUAUGUAUAAAAAUAGAAUAGUAUUGUAUAGCCUAUUGUUGACAAAAUUUUAUAACGUCUCUGUUAUGCGUUCACUUGCAGCAAAAAAAUAUUAUCCUCACAAAUGCAUACCUGUCUCAUCCAGUUCUUAUGGUUAUUUAUUUAGUUUCAUUUUCUCUUAUGUAUAUUACACUAGGUAACUCUAAAUAAAAACAUGUUUUUAUACAAAAAUCUAUAAAUAAAUUAUGUGUUAUUUUAUAAAAAGAUAAAAUAUUUAACUCAAAACACAAAAUAUUAAAUUUGCAUCACAAAAUAUUCAUAGAACUGUUUAUUAGAAUCUACAAGUAAAUUAAUGUACAUUUACAAGAUUAUUAUAUUGUGUUAUAGUAACCAAAUAUGUAAAUAGAUUUUCACAGUUGGUUUUCUUAGAAAAGCUGUUCUGAAUUAGAAUUAUUUUCAAAAUCCAAAGUUAUUGUCCACCUAAAAUAAUAAUUGAUAAUUAAUUAUAUAAAAGUUUCUAAAUACAAAAAAUCUUAUAAAAAUCUAUAAUAUUAUUAUAUGAUUUCUCAACCAAAACAAAAUUCACUUAUAGAGCGAAUCAAAUCAAAAUCUAAUUUAUAUAAUAAAACAUAGGUAGUGAUUGAAACAGUGGGAUCAAAAGCUGAGAAAAAGUGAAACUGAAUAUAAAACUUUCUUUUGACAUAUUAAUCUAUUUUUACUCUUCUUCAGCGUUAAUGGGCUGAAAACAUUUUCCUCUUGAUUAGAUAAAAAUUUAGAAUAAUUCAGUAGAAAACAAAUUUACUUCAGUAUAUUAUUGAUAGAAGUGCGAUCCAGACUUCCGGGUAAACCCAUCACUUGAAGAAAUAAAAUUUGAUAUCACGAGGAACAUAUAUGCAUAGUUCAUUUUGUAUUUUAUUUACUUUAAUCAAAAGAAACCUUCUCUGUGAGAGCAGGACCAUUUUUAAUAUGUCUUAAGCAUUAUAGUAGCUGCAUGUGUUCACCUCGAUUAAAACAUCUCCAAUCCAAAAGACUUUGUUAAAACAAAAAUCUUUAACAGACAUUCAAACCUUAUAAAUUAUGGUUCAUCUGUAUGUGUUUACAUCGAUAAAGACAUCUCCAACAACUUUUUUUUUUUUUACAUUUUAAGGUUUUUGGUUCUGCAAGUUCCGAAUAGUAAAAUUUCAAAGUUGAGUUUAACUUUACAAAAUUUUAAAACACAUUUCUCCAAAAAUAAUUAUUUUUUAAAACACUAUUUAUUUUACAUUUUACCCUCAGCAAAUAUAUAACAGAUAUAAUUUACUAAACAGUGAAUAUUAAUUUUUACAUCAUUAUAGUUCUUAUAAUUAUAUUUUAUUUAAAUAUUCAAACAUAUUAUAUAUAUAUUAUUAUUACGAGAAAUAUAUAAUAUUUUAAAAUUAGAAUUAGUAAAUAAAAUAAUAUUAUGUAUAAUAUAAACAUUAUAUACGCAAUUGGGUCAUUUUGUAACUUUUUUAUAUUUAACGCACAUUAAAAAUUUCUUCAUUUGGUGAAACCAAAUUAUUCAUAGAUAAAUUAUAAAUAUUGUCGAUGACAAUUUUUUUAAAAAAUAUUGUGUUUUACUUUUUAGUGGGUAUUUGUUAUUUAUUUAUUUAUAAAAAUUUAACCUUCGUAACUAAUUAAUAUUAAAUUACAGAUUUAAAUGUAUUUUUUAUAAAUAUUAAAAAUAUUUGAUGUUUUUAUUGUAAAAAUCUACAUUUAAAUUUUAAUCCGGAGAUGCCAAAAAACUUUUUGGUAGUAAAUUGAGGAACUUUUCUUGUCAUUUCAAGGAAUCGAACGUCAUUUAUAUUCUUAAACAGAAAAACACUCGCAGCUAAAGAGGAUGAAUGGUAAGUGUUGUGAGUGCUUUGGAAUGUUUUAUUUUUUACAGCCAAUUUUGAUAUAAAUAAUGUCAGUAAGAAAGAUAUAAAGCCAGAGACUAAUUUUUUAAAAUAAAUUAAUUCUAGCAAUCAUAAUUUUCUAAAGCUUUACAUUUAGUACUUUCAAAAUUAUAAAUAAUUAUAUAGCAAUAAAAUUUAAAGGUAAAACAACAAAAUCUACAUACCUAUAAACUAGUUCCGUGCCACAGUAUGAAAAAGAAAACUUUCAAUUAUGGCGACAAAUUUUUUUGAAAAAAUUUAGGGCAUCAUCUAUUACUUUCAGAGGAAAUUAUAGCACUAUGAUAAUUAGGAUUUAGAAAACAUAUGCUUAUAAUGAAUAUAUGGGUUUCCUAAGCAACAAAAAAUGUAGACAAUUGUUUUUUUUUUUUGAACAAAAUGUAGACAAUUGUUAAUUGCCAAACAGUCAGAGUAAUUAGAUGUUGGUGAUUAUAGUUUGAAUGCAUUUUUGAAAUAUUAAAAAAAAAAGUCAGGUUGAUAUAUUUGAUCUUUGUUCUCUUACGGCAUAAAAUAUUGUGUAAUUUAAUUAUUUUUUCUUAAAAUUAGUUAUACAAUUUAAUAUAAAUACUUGAUUAGUAUUUUUUAAAAGAAAUCUUGUUCUAUAUCUAAUAUUUUCUUUGUUAGUUUAAAACUGAGAUUUUAUGAUUCGGUUUUGGCAACCAUAAUCUGUCUAAAACUUAAGUCUACUAAUCAUGCCCCUAAUCUCUUACACACUGAGUUGAAGAGCAAAACUCGUAAAUCUAUUUUAAAUAGUUUUGACGAAACUUUAUUAUAUUUAUAUAGAAUUUGAUUCGUGACUUCAAAAUUCACGUAUACGUGGGUUAACUAAUAUUUGCUCCAAAAAGUUGUUUUGGUCAAAAGUAAAUCAAAUUAGUGCUCUUGAGUAACUUCCUUUAUGUGCAUGUCUUCUGCUUACCAUUGCUAAGCUUAAGAGGUUCCAUUUCAUGCUUUAGAAUCUCAUAUAUAUAUAUAUAUAUAUAUAAAUAUAUUUUGGAAUCUCAUUUAUAUUAGAGCAUCAGCGGCGGUCAUGUUUUACAAUGAUUUCUCAUCAAAAUACUAAUAUAAAAAAAAAAAAAAAAAAAACAAAUCAGAAAAAUAAAGAGACUUACGUAGGGGAAGAGACUCUGACUUCUUUCGCAGAGAUUAUCUACACAAAUGAGACAGCAAGCACUAAAAGGUUAAAUUUAUUUAGAUAACUAAUUUACUUUUACAAUAUUAAUAAAAUUAUGAUGAGAAACCAUGUUGAAGAAAUUUAUCACUAAAGAUGCUCUUAGUAUCCGUUUCAAUCUUUAUUUGUAAUGCAGAGAUGAUAGUAGUAUCUGCAGGAUACAAGUUUCGAGUACUUUCAAUUAUUUUCUUUCUUCUUUUUUUAUUUCCUUUUGUUUUGAUAUGUUUUAGUAUUCUACUUUCACUAAAAAUAUUAUGACUUGAGUCCAUAGAAUAAGGUUAGAUUCAAAUCCUAAUAGAGAUGUAUCUUAUUUUUGGGUAUAAAAUAUAAAAUCCAUUGGUUUGUAAGAGAUAUGUAUUAUUUAUUAUUAAUCAAAAAGCUUUGGCUUUUUAAAUUUUUAUUUUCGGCUAGAACAUCUUGUUUUUAACAACUUCAAAUUCGUGUUAAUCACUUCAAAUUUUCAAGGCUAAAAAGUAUUUCGUAACCUUGUAUCGGUUAUUACAUCAAUUGAUCUCAUAUUUAGAAGUUUUAGUUUUUUUACUACAACUCGAUCAUUGAUUUUAUGACUCUAAAAAAACCUACGAUGGAAGAACAAAAAGAUGUGCCAAGGAAAAUCUUGGAGACUUUCAUAAGCAACAGUGAUAAUGCAUUAAAAACGAUUUUGGAAAGACAAUACGACCAGUGUGAUGGUCGUCAUGAACCACGACACAUAAACUAUGUACAACAUGACUAGUCGGAUGUAGAGAUGGUGGAAAAUUUAUUCAAUGUCCCUAUAUAGGAACAACAUCUUAAUGCACAACAAACUAGCCGAAGAAAUAAUCAGCCGGACAAACAUAAACAUAUUAAGAUAUCAAUUACCAGUUACCACCAAUUGGUGGAAUUGGUGGUCAGUGGAUUGACCAUAAUCCCUUCUUUUAAAUUUUUGAUGUGGGAUACUGUAUCUCUAAUAGAAUAUAUUCCAUAUUGUGAUUAUUCGUAUAUUUCAUUAUUUAGUAGGUUCCUAUUGGAACUGUGUCAUUAUCUUUGUAUAAAUACUUUACUCUAUGAAUCAGUAAAAACAAGCCUUUUUAAUUAUUUCAUGAUAUCAGAGAAAUCGAUUCUGACUUAAUCCAUAAAUCAGUUUUUUCUUCUUCACUUUGUUCUAAGGUUACAAAAAACAUGUUGGACGAAGUUUCGAGUGCUCAGAAAAGCUCGUGAUCCGAGUGUACUUCUCCUUACCCUUUGUACACCAAUAAACCGGGUGCUCUUAUCACUUUGGUUAUUUUUCGUGGUGAUAACUUCUCUGAAUGGGCAAUAGAGUUGGCAAAACAAAAUAUUUUUAUCGACGGCUCGAUAGCUAACCAGCCAUGAAUCCUAAUCAAUUUUUCUGGAUCACCACAAAUUCCAUGCUCUAUUGGCUGGAUUCGAGCGCUCGUCGAUCCAAUUAGACAAUUUAGUGUGGCACAUGUCUUUGAUGCUUCCAAGAUUUGGGUUUUUAUCAAACGCAGGCCUCCAUCAACAAUGGUGCUCACAAACAUUUACUUAAAAAUGAGAUCAGAAAUUGUAAACAAAACAAACAAGAACAGUUGAAUACUAUGGACGACUAUCCACUCUUUAGGAAGAACUCCAAAAUAUCAAUAGUUCAAGAUCAUGUUUUUGCGUUGCAGCUUCCAGUGUUGAGAAGGAAUAUUAAGAUUCUCGUUUCAUAAGUUUUUGUUUGGUCAAGAUGAUGCUCGUUUCAGCAAUAUUUGCUCCCAGAUCAUCAACCAAGAUCUACUUCUGGAUCUAUAUUUUGUAUCAUUCGUGAAGAAGAACACCAUCUAACGGUAGGAGAUUAACAAUGAUGACAUUGGAUUUUUGUAAAAACUUAUCUUCUAUAGAAUAAAUGAAGUUGUUACUCUCCACAUGAGGCUGCUGCCUCCAACCAAUUUGCGACUGUCCACAUGAGGAAAGAGCAAGGUUAUUAGACUCGUGUUGCUUUAAACACAUGAGUAGAGAUCAAGAUCUAUUCUCUACAACGAAUGCAAGGCACUCAAUCAAUCUGGGAAGCAACACAUUCAUGGAGGUUGUUGGAAAAGGAAAUGUGAGUAUGACAUUAAACAACACACCAUACAAGAUAAGUGAUGUGUACUACAUACCAGAGCUCAAGAAUAAUCUCUUGAGUCUUGGUGAACUCCAAGAAAAGAAUGUGGCAGUCAUCACACAGAAAGGUACAUGGAUUUACCAUGACGAAAUAGGGCCAUCGGCUUAGAGAAGAAUGAGAAUAAACCAGAUUUUAAUGCUAUUUGAAAAUGAUGAAGAGAGAAACAACAGCAAAAGAAACACAAAAAUAGUGGCAUGAGUGGUAUGGAAAUUUCAGUCAUUGUCAUUGAGGAAUGAAUACAUUACAAAGCACAUACAUGGUUUGAGGGAUAACUUUGUUUGAUGCUCAAAUUUCCACUUUCUCAAACUAUCUAUUAGGCAAGCAGCCAAGGAGUCAUUUUUCUAGGAUGAGUUCAUGAAGAGCCAACGAAGUACUAGAAUUGGUGCACACAUACAUUUGUGGAUCCAUCAGCCCUAUUUGCACCAGUGGCAAAAGGUACAUACUAUUCUUCAUAUAUGAUUUUAGCAAGAAAGGAUGGGCGUAUUUUGUGAAAGAAAAUUUAAAGGCUUUCAGUCAUUUCAAACAAUUCAAAAAGAUGAUAGAGAAUGAAACACAUACAAUAUCAAGUUCCUUAGAAUAAACAGAGGAGGGAAUAUACACCUCUUGAGUUCUCAGACUCUGCAACGUACAAAGAAUUCAGAGAAAACUAACCACAACAUACACCCCUCAACAAAAUAACAUUGUUGAAAGGAAGAACCGUACGGUGAUGAACAUGUUAAAAUUGCUACUAUCAACAAGGAAGGUACCAAUUUUCUUGUGGGAAGAAGCAUUCAACUAAACAUUCUAUGCUAUUAAUAUAUGUCCAACUUACGAUGUAGAGGACAUCACACCUCAAGAGACAUAAAGUGGUAUCAAACCGAAUGUGGAACACGUUUAUGUAUGGGGAAGUCUGGGGCAACUUCACAUCUCAGAUGCGAAACAAGGUAUACUCGAUGACAAAAGCUUAACAUGUGUUUUACUUGGUUUCUCAGAGGAAUCCAAAAUAUAUAGAUAAUACAAUCCACAUAAAAAAAUAUUGUAGUGAGUAGAGGUUUGGUGUUUGAAUUAGAAAAAGUCUGAAACUAGAAAGAGACCAGAUUACACAGAAUCAGUGUUAACCAUGAAUGAUGAUGAUGCAGUGUGGGAGGUGAGUGAAGGAGAAGAAAGUGCGAAUGAAGCGAAAAAUGAACCAGGGCGGAACAAUGAGCCACACUGUAGAAGUCGAUAAUGGUCAGGUCAAGGGAGCCAGGGAGGAAUGAAGGACAAAACCUCCACAAUACCUGAGAGAUUAUGUCAUUGGAAUCGCAACAGUUGAUGAGGAAUAAGACACAAACAUCGUAGAUCUCAAUUCCUCCAAUCCCACAACUUAUGAGGAAGCAGAAGAGAGUCUGAAAUAGAGAGAGAUUUUAUAAAAGAAGAGAUUAUACUGAUUGAAAAAUCAGAUUUGAAUUCUAUCAAUUUUACCUAAAUGAGCUAAGUGCAUUGGAGUAAAGUGGAUAUACAAAUCUAAUCUCAACAAGAAUGGUGAGGAAAGCAAGUACAAAGCUCGUUUAAUAGCCAAACAAUAUUCUCAAGAACUUGAGAUCGACUGCGAUGAGGUGUAUAAAUAUGUUGCCAGAAUGGAUACAAUCAUACCAGUUUUUGCUACAUUUGCACAAAAAUCAAGGGAUAUCUAUGAAUUAGACGUAAAUGAGCAUGUCUCCAUCGAGUAAUUGAAGAAGAUGUAUAUGUGCAACAACCUAAAGGACAUGAGAAAGAAGGGAAAGAAUACAAAGUGUGCAAACUUCAAAAAUUUAUAUAUGGUUUGAAGAAAGCUCCAAUAGCAUGGUUCAGUUAUAUUGAACACUAAUUCAUCAAAGAAAGAUUUCUCAAACUCCAUAAUUGAAUAAAAUAUGUUAUUAAAACAACAAACACUGUAAUAUUCUGAUUGUAAAUAUUUAUGUGGAUGAUCACAUAUAUAUAUAUGAGAGAAUAUUAUGAUGAUGAGAUAAGAAAUCGAUGCAAGAAGAGUUUGAUAUGUCGAAUUUGGAGAAAAUUAGGUAUUUUUGGGAAUAUAAGUGGUGCAUACUCCUUAUAGGAUUCAUAUCUCACAGUAAGGUUAUGCACUAAAAUUUCUAAACAUUUUGACAUGGAGAGAUGCUCCUCAGUGUGUCAUCCAAUGGUACUUGGAAACAAGAUCGAUUUGGAUGAGGGAGAGGAAGAGUGAGUCGAUGAGACCUUUUACAAAAAAAAAAAAUUGGGAGCCUCAUCAUCACAAACGCCAGGCCAGAUGUUAAAUUUUAUGGCCUUAUGUUAAGCCUCACUCAACCAUAUGUUCACGCAGCAAAGCGAGUCUUAAGGUACUUAAAAGGAACUUUGUAUUAUGGUAUUUUGUAUAAGAGAAGUGGAGCUAUGAUUUGUUAGUGUACACUAAUAGUAACAUUGCCAGAGAUGUGGAAAGCAAGAAGAGUACUACUGGAUAUGUGCUUAUAAAGGACAAUGCAUUAUCAAAGCAAGGAGAGGACCAAUCCCCAAAUCAUGCGGAAAUCACCCCUACCACCUCCCCAAAGCAUUGUAACACAAACCGAUGCAGCAUGGAAUGGAGCAACAAAGAACGCAGGCCUAGGCUGGAUUAUCAAGAAAACAGGGGAAACACUGCAUUUUCAAAGUUCAACCAGGUUCGUGUCUUCCCUGCUGGUAGCGGAAGCUUUGGCCAUGCGGGAUGCAGUGCGAAAUUGUAAGGAGCUGGGGAUCCAGCACGUCGUUUUCGAAUCGGACUCAUUACAACUUAUCAAAUCGCUUAACACAACUGUGGAACCUCCGGAGAUCUAUGGGAUUGUGGCUGAUGUUAGAAUUGACUGUUAUGCUUUUGAAUUCUUUGCUUUUAGAUGGAUUCCUAGAGGUAAAAACUCUGAGGCUGACCAAUUAGCAAAACAGGCUUUAUACCUUGUAUCGGGUGGUUUAACCACUUAACUUAUGUUUCUUUAUUUAAUGAAAGUUGCGUUCCAAAAAAAAAAAGGACAAUGCAUUAAUAGCAUGGCUAUUAAAGAAGCAACCAAUCAUGACGUUAUCCACCACUGAAUCAGAAUAUGUUGCCACCUCAAUUUGUGUUUGUUAAGCCAUCUGGUUCAAAAAGAUACUAGAAGAGUUAGGAAAAUGUAAAAUAAAGAACACAUAUUCUAUGCGACAACAUUUCAACAAUCAAAUUUUCAAAGAAUCCAGUGUUUCAUGGGAGAUGUAACACAUUGGAGUUUGCUUUCAUUUCCUGCGAGCUCUUGUCAACAACACAUAUAUAUGCUUGAAAAUUCGAACAGAUGAGAAAGUCGCAAAUAUCUUUACCAAACUUUUAAGGCGAGAUCAGAGGAGCAGGCUUGAGGUUAUUUAAGCCUCGGGUAUGCUAAGCCUUGUGCACAAAGCUUAGUUUAGAGAGGCUUUGUUGGAACAAAUCAAAGAAGCGAUUGGAGUUAUAUAUACCAGACAAGAUCAUCUGUUUUUCAGUCUUCUGGUCCGUUAAUAAUGGUCAAAUAAAGAAAGAUUAACUAGGUCAAGUAGUUGUUUAAGUAGUUGCUUAGUUGGUCAAGUACUUAUUUAGUUGGUCAAGUAGUUGUUCAUAUUUCUAUGCUUUUCUUUAGGAUCAUAUUAUUGUUGUAAGCUAUAAAUGUCAUUUGAUAUAUUGAAUGAAAUAUAUCUUAAAAAAUUCUUAAACAAUAGAUUAUUGGGUUCAUCAAAUUCUCCAGUAGUUUACGUGUACUUUUUGCGGAUGAGAAUGGGUAAUCCUCGGAAUGGUUUGCUACGCUAGAUGGGUUCUGGAUGCUUCUUUUGGUGAAAUUCAUUUGCUUGCAUCUUGAUUGGUAACUUCUUGGGUAGGUAUCUUUAGGUAGGGCCAGCUCAAAGUUUGUCAAAUUUCUUGAAAAAGAUUUUUAAUAGCAAACAUAUUUUUAAAAAAUUUAGUAUGUGUAUCUAAAAUUGUUUGUAUGCUAUUUUAAUUAAUAAAAUUGAUUAUACAAAAUAUUAAAAAACAUAUUUUAGUUAAAGAUAUAUAUAUAACAAUAAAAUGUAUAUUUUUUUAAAAAAAAUUAGACCUGUAAUAUAUGUGAUAUGCCCUUACUAUUUUUAUUGCUGAUGACUGCAUGUCCUAAGCUCUUGUUGGCUGCUUGUUGUUGGUUCGUUCUUUGUAAGGUCAAAUACAGUUUCAAACGAUCUGAUCCUGCACUGAUUCUCUCUACCUUUACUCUCAACAAUAUCUUCACGUUCUCGUGCUUCCGGCGGCCAGCGGUGUUCGUUCCGUUGGUUACCCCCUCCAUUUUCCCGUUCUUCUCUCUUCUGCCUCAACCCUUUGAUAUCUUGUGUAUUUGCAUGGUUCGAACAAUUAAGUGCAUUGCAUAUGCAUUUGUCCUUAUCAGGUGAUGGAGAUACCAUUUGGUGGAAUUGGAGCGUUGGAGUUAUGAAGCAAAAGGGGUGAUCAUUGUUCGAGAGACAUAUUGAUGGCAAAGUUUCACAGCGGCCGAGAAACCAUUUCACUAAGCCAUUAUGACUCCCAUACGACUUUUCCUCAUCAUGCCUAAGUGUUGGAGUGGUAUAGUGCAGCGGUAUGAUGACAAGAUAUCUCAAGACAUUGAAGUUUUGCGGACUUUGAAUCGGUUUGAUGCAGCGGUUAUAAAAAGCUGCUGCUAAGGAAUCAUGAAGAAACUUGAGCUCAAGUGUUGCAGAGGCCUAAUGGCAGAGGUUUGGUGUAACCGCUGUGACUCUCAGGAUGCAACAAUCAAGCAACGGUUCAACUGUUGGAGCGGUUUAUGGUAGCAGUGGGGAGCAGGCCGAUGCAAAAGUGUGGGUUCUGAAUCAGGAAGUAGUAGUAGUGUCACGAAGACGCCACCAAGAACAUGUGAAGAGACUGGAGCCUAACUCUUCCAGUGGUUUAUGCGCAGGCUUUAGAAUAUGCAACCAAACCAUUGUGGACCUCCAGCUGUCUCAUGCAAUAGUAUCAGCAUGCCGCUGGUAACCUUUGAAAAGUCAACAUUCGAACUUUAACCAGACUUUUUACCCAUUUGUUUUUGGGUCAAUCCAUAGUUGUUGGAUUGACCUUGUUCAAGUUUAGGAUUCUAUAAAUCCUUUUUAGGCCUAAAUUUAAGAAUGAUCUUGUCUUCUCUUUAAACACAUUUUUAUUUUGGUGAAAAAUCAAUCUUUAGUCUCUUAUCAUCUUAUUUCUUUGUGUUUGUUGAAUUAACUUGCUUCUUAACAUGAUUUAUCUUCAAUCUAUUAUGGGUUUAAGGUUUAUCAUGAAGAUUAGGGAGUAGACUCCUAUUGGAUCUAUGAGUUAGGGUGAUUAGAGUUAAUGAGUGAAGAGUUAAGGUGUUUUAAGGGACAAAUCUACUUGUUUCCUUGCUAUUUAAGUAUUCUUUAUUCUUGAUUGGAACUGAUCACUCUCAAUCUUGAUUUUAAGUUAUUUAUUGAUUUGAAGGUGUAUGAUAAAAUGCUUAAAUAUGUUCUAACUUGAAUAGCAAAAAGAUUUGAUGCUAGGAUUGUUAGAUAGUUAGUAGACUUGUCUGAGAUGCAUGCUUGAAUGAUUUAAACUAAUGGAAAUUGAUGUUUAGUUCAUAAUUGCAUAAGGAUCUUUAUCUUGGGAAAGAAAUAAUCUUUAUUUGUGUUCUAGACUUAAGAAAAAUUGUACAUUGACAUCUUGCUACCUUAGAAACCUGAAAGUCUUCCAACAACAAAACUUUUAUGCUCAAGAAACAGCUACUAAAGCGAUUUGUGAUGCUAAAGAAUGGAAGGAAGCUCAAUUAAAGGUCAUAUCUUCGAAUCCGAUUAAGACUACCCGACAAAUCCACGGAACACCUGAGGUAGUCUGCCGAUUGAAUGCAGCUUGGAAAAAGGAGCUUAAUGCUGCGGGACUAGAGUGGAGCUUCUUAGAGAGACAUAAUGAGAGAUUUGCCUCUCACAGUAAACCAAUUGCGUUUGUGAUAUCGUCUCUUGUGGCGGAGGGAUUAGCAAUACGCGCAGCUAUGGAACAUGCUGCUAUACUACAAUUGGAGAAUGUGAUCUUCGAAUCUGACUUGCUCCAAUUAAUAGCAUGGAUCGUUUCGGGACAUAGCUUAUCGGAUCUCCAUGGAAUCUUAUCAGACAUCUCUCUCCUUUCGUUAUCGUUCAAUCAUGUUCUCUUUAGAUUUGUCCAUCGAAACAAUCUGGUGUUUGAAGAUGGGCUUGCAAACAGGCCUUAAAUUACUAUGUAACAAACCCAGUUUAAUUUGAGUUAAUGAUAUGUUAUGAACAAAAAAAAUGAUAUCUUGCCACCUUACCUUUGAUCUUAAUCACUUGAAAUCAAAUGCCUAACCCCAUGGAUCAUGUUUCUUUAUUUGAUUGAAAGCUUGAUUUGCAUUUAGUGUUUUUCUUUUUGAAUUGUCAUUUGUUACUUGUUUCAAAUCAACCACCUUGCUAUUGCUUAGUUUAAGUUGUAUGACUUGGAUUCUUUAUGAUUAAAAUCUUCUUAAGUUUGGAUUGUCCUUAAGUAUUACAACUGCUUAUGAUUAAACUUAUCCAUAUCACCCUAUGAUAUGUCUUCUUCAUCUCUUCUCCUUACUGGACGCCCUGGAUUUUUGCUAUGGUGAUGCUAACUGGAUCUUGAUUGUUCAAGGGUCUCAUGGAGAUCUGGCGUGGUGAGAUGAGUCUGAUCCGUCAAAGUUACCCUCGAUUCUGGCUUCCUUGUCUGAGAGAGCUCAUAUAUGAGACUCAAAGGUUCGUCAGUUGGGUUCUCUCUGAUGCUUAUAUCCUUGCCCUUGUCAUUCUUUCCAGUCGUCCAGUUUCUAUGGUCUUGCAGAGAUUCUUCACACCAUCUGUGUGAAGGUGACAUGGAGGAAAGUCAUCAAGGACCUCUCAUGUUCAAAUUUCAGCAACCAUGGUUCGUUUUUUGUGAAAGUUUGGUUGCCUUUGUUUCAUGCGUCUGUGGUUGGCUAGUAAGGGCCUCGAGGAUUGGUUGAUCGUGGUCUCUUCAGAAACUGUUCACAGAGGCUUCACUCACCAGAUAUUAGCCUAUUUUGAGGAUUUUGUUCCCUUUCUACGAUAAAUUGCUCUGAAAAACUGCAUCUUGCCUCGAUUGAUGUUGCAGCUCCUCCUUUGAGAGUUUCUCUGUGUCGUGUGGCCAGAUGAGGGGAUUUUAUUGUCCCCUACACUUGACUAGAGCAUUUCUAUUUUCGUUUCAAUUCGAGUUGUCUUGGUGUCUCUUCCCCGAGUGGUUGGUGAGUUUGGUGUUUCCAGAUGGUGCUUUUAAAGGAUCUUCAGAUCAGGUAUAGCCAGCCUUCUCUGUUCUAUGCCUCUUGUGAGUAGCUUGGGUCUGUCCUUUACAGAGCCUCUCCAUCUACCUUUCUCUUUAUUUUCUACCAAGUCUACAAAAAUGGAAGUGCUUUGUGCCCUAGAGUAUAUAUUGUUUUCUUUUUGGUAAAAAUAAACUGUUAUGGGUUAACUUUUUAUAGUGACUAACCUCAUCCUGAAAGGUUCCAUAUCCAGGAAACCCCGAAAGCUUUAUUUGGGGUAUAGUACCACCGCGCCGAUAGAGUAUCGAACCUGCGACUUCUGGCAGUCUUCUAUGAAAAUCUCAAGGAACCACUAAGCCACCUUGAUAUCUCCUGGAAUAUACAUUGCUGUUUUUUCGUUCUAGUUUUUUACUUAGGUUUGUCUACUAAAACAAGUUUAUAUUCUAUUGUCAUGAUUUUUUUUUUUUUACUUUCUUGCGGCCCUCUGAAUCGAAUCUACUCUCAAGCAUAAAGCGAUAUCAAGUUUUCUUGUAAUCAAACCGACUCUACUUUCAUAAUGAAAUUUACAUUUUAGCAACCAAAAAAUGGUCUCAAACCAUUUAUAAAAUGUCAUUGUGAAAUAAAAAAAUUUGUUGGAUGUGAAUCUGAUUUAUCUGAACUAUAAUUGGUCAAUGAUAUUUUACUCGAUUCACUUUCACCAAUGCAUAGUUGUAUACUUGUAUUAAAAAUAUAAGAGCAUGAUUAAUAGAGGUUCUUAGCGGAAUAUAAGGAAAAAUAUAAAAAAAAAUCUUACAAUUUACAAUCAAUUCAUUCAAUUUUUCCAAUUAACUGUCUCUUAACUUUUAACUAAAAAAGUUACCGGUUCUUAAAUAUCUUAUUUAAGAAUUGGUUCUUAGCUUUUUUAGUUAAAAGUUAAGAGACGGUUUCUUGUAUUCCGCUAAGAAUCCCACUAAGAACUCCCCACUAAUCAUGUUGUAAGCCUCGCUGGACACGUAACUAUUAAAAAACAAUAUUCUUGCAAUAUAAAUACAACGUCCCGGUCUAUGGAAUGAAGCACAAAAAGCAAUACAUACUAUACGAUGGCAGGCAAGUGUACUUUAGCCAGUGUUCUAGGGUUACUUUUGGUAUUCACACUGUUCCAGAACCCGCUCACCGUCUGCGGACAAAGUAUCCCGGCGGUGGCUUUGUUCACGUUCGGUGACUCCAACUUCGACGCCGGAAACAAACAGACUCUCACGCAAGUAAACGUUGCUCAAGGUUUCUGGCCGUACGGUAAAUCCAGAGAUGAUCCUAAUGGCAAAUUCUCCGACGGUUUCAUCGCUCCUGACUUCGUCGCAACAUUCAUGGAAAUUCCUAUCCCAAUCCCUGCUGCGCUUAAACCGGGCGUCAAUGUCUCACGUGGAGCUAGUUUCGCCGUCGCUGAUGCUACGCUUCUCGGAGCUCCGGUUCAAUCUUUGACUCUGUAUCAACAAAUUACGAAGUUCAAUGAAAUGAAAGCAGCAAAUUGGAAUGACGACUUCAUCAAGCAGUCAUUGUUUAUGAUAUACAUUGGUGCUAAUGAUUACUUUAAUUUCACCAAGAACAACCCUAACGCCGAUGCAUCUGCUCAACAAGCUUUCGUCACUUCCGUGACCAACCAGUUAAAGAAUGAAAUCAGCUUCUUGUAUGCAUCAGGAGCUAGAAAGUUGAUGAUCCAAACCCUAGCACCAUUGGGUUGCUUACCGAUAGUCAGACAAGAUUACAGAACCGGAAUGGAACAAUGCUACGAACCUCUCAACAAUUUGGCUAUACAACACAACGAAAAAAUCGGACCAAUGUUGAACGAAAUGGCUCUAAAUGCUCCUGAUUUCCAGUUCACUGUUUUCGACUUCUACAAUGUUAUUCUUCGUAGGAUCACGCCGCAGAGGAGCUUAGGCUACAGAUUUUUACGGACGAAUGUAUCGUGCUGCGGUAUUGGGACACACACUGCUUACGGUUGCGGUUUACCUAACGUGCACUCCAAGCUAUGCUCGUACCAACGAUCUUACUUAUUCUUCGAUGGGCGUCACAAUACUGAGAAGGCACAAGAAAGUUUUGGUCAUCUUAUGUUUGGAGCCGAUCCAAAUGUGAUCCAACCGAUGAACAUCCGUGAGCUCGUUACUUACCCAGUAGGUGAACCUAUGCGUGAGGCUUGGUUACCUACUAAGUCAGCCACAGCCCAAGCCAGAGCCUCUAGCUCGUCGACAAGCCCCGGUUAUGAGUUAAACUGAGUCUCUUUAAAUCGUAAUGUGUUUAGCUUACAACUUCUUCUUUUUCAUCCUGCUCCAGUGAAUUUCCCUCUACAAUAAAAGAUUGAUCACUGUAACUCAUCUAUGGGACUGAUUAGAGAGUGAAUCAAUCUAUCGAUCGUUUACGCAAACUAUAAACCAAGAGCAUUUAGUCCAGUUACUUACUGAAAGGAUAUGAGCAAAAUAUCGGAGCAUAACCAAUCCAAAAAUUCACCAAUUUUAAUCCAAACCAAACGAUGUAAAAAUUCAAAUUGUGCUUGUAACCGGAUCUGAAUUCUCGAUUCUCGGGUUGAAUAAAAAUUUCAAUUUCAAAAAAAAAAAAAAUUCAAUUAGCUCAGUGAAUUUGGUUCAGUCGAGUUAUAUGAACUUUUUAUUUGCUGUAUUUAAAUCAUAAUCCAAACCAAACUAUUUACUUAACAAAUCAUAGAUAUGUCAAUGUCACUAAACUUUAGCUAGCUUACACAAAUUUUAGUUGUUUAAACCGAAUUGUGUUUGGUUAUAUAAUGUAGUAUCACAUACUAUAUAGAUCUUCAUUUACUGAUCCAUUUAAUAUGGUAUCAUUUUUCCAGACAUAUAUAACUUGACAAAUUAACUGUUGUCAUUACUAAUUUCGUUCGGCAGAUAAGUGUUUUGGAAAAAAAUAUUUUUAAAAUAGAUUUUGGUGUGUUUAUAUAAUUUUUAGUAUUUAGAAAUAGUAAAUUGUAAAUUUUAAGAAAAUCAAUUAAACUUUUUGAAAUACUAUUUAUCUUAUAAAAAAAUACUUUUAAUUUAUCUGAAAAUUGACAAUUAGAAAAUAUGACGUAUUUAUAUAUUUAUGAUGUGAAUAAAAUAUGUUAUUUUAAUAUGUAUGAAAUAAUGAAAAAUAUAUCUUUAAGGAAUGAAGUGAAUAUUAGUUUUUUUUUACAUCUGACUAAUCUUGGAAUACUCAGCUCCUCUCUAAAAUUCAGCUCUUCCUUUUAAAGUUAUUCACGGUGUUGAACUGACAUGUGAAAAUCUUCAGAAGCGAGGUGAAAACACAAACUGGAUCAGACGCGGUGCUACAGAGACCAUGUUACAUCUCUUUCGCCAAACAGGUUUGGGAGUUGAUCCCAUGGCUCUUCAACUCAAGUUUGGCUGAAUCAUUCGGUAAAGGGCAAGAGACAUCCCACCUGAGAAUUAAUCUACAAGGCUUUCGCCAAGGACCAAUCUCUUUCCAAGGUUGCUUGUGCUAUCAGGAACUCCAGAACUAACUCCUCAUCGAGAACAUGAUCAAUCUCUGUUGCGGCAUGGAAAACGGUCAAGAAGAGGGACGGAUUCGAUUGGAUCUUCACUGAUUGGCACCAAACAAUCUCUCUCGGUAUCAUUCAUAUAUGGCUUAGACCAGUCUCUCAAGAGCUCAUUUGAGCGGUCAACCGACAACGGGUACAGCUCGGAACUCUAUUGGACAUCGCUUCUCUGCUGUAUUCUCGUCUUCUAUACUUUCAUUUUCAUUCCUAAAAAUUAAAAUGGGCCAGCAAACCAAAUUGCAAAAGCCUUUGGAAAGAUUCAAAUUGGCCUCCAAUAUAAUAUUUUCUGAUUUAAAGUGGUGUUUCGAGAUUCAACUAUUUUAAAAGCAAAUAUGAAACUUUUAUAUAACAAAUAUUUAGUCAUCCAUAAGCAAAUAGAUGCGUGUUACUCUACAUUGGAUCUCUAUUACUGUAUCAUUUUCUACUUUUGUUUUGAUAGUUCUCAUUAUUUAGAAUUUUAUGCCUAUAUGAUUUAAUGAUAGUAUCCAACGUUAAAAACAUGUAUAUAGAGAGAAUGUACAAUACAAAAUGUUAACUAGAAGUUUAUGAUUCAAUUAAAUUACCUUUAGGUAAUGUUAUUUUGAAAAUAAUAUUGAGUGUUUAUUACGUCCAAACUUGUUUUAACAUUUAUCAUGUUACCCGGUAAUUUUAUUGAGACCAUUAACUCCUAAAUUGUUAUAUUUUCAAUAAAUUUGUUUCCGUCAGGAAUUUCUCGAUGGAAAAGAAAAAUUCCCAAUGGAAGUCAAUUUUUGAAAGACUUCUUAGAAUACUCUCGAAAGACUUCUUGGAAAGUCUUCUAAUGCAUUUUAUGCUAGAAAACUUUCCACGAAGUCUUCAGGAAAUCUUCCGAAGUCUUCUUUCCAAAGUGGUUCAAAUGGAUGAUGUCAAGUAGAGUCUAAGCUUAUCUAUGUUGAAGAAUGAUAUCUAGUUCUGUGUGUAAUAGUUUUGUUUAUGGUCUGUUUUAUGAUUUGUAUGUGUACUAUUGUAGUUGUGAAUUCUUUUGUAAACUUGAAAAAAUGUUAAUCAAAACAAUUUGGUAAAUAUGUUCAUGUUUUGCCAAAAGUACUUGACAUUAUUGAAGUUAUUAAUACAACAUACCAAAAAAUUUUAAAUCAUUCGACCCACUCAUAACAAAACACAACAACACAAAACUUAGUCAAAUUUACUAAAACUAAGGGAGAAGAUUUCUCAAGAAAACUUAGUCAAAUUCACAAAAGAUAAAAAUUGAAAUUUAAGUGAAAUUGAAAUUCUAAAUUUCGUUGAAGUUAAAAAUAAUAUCUUAUGAUCUAAAAGACACAUUAAACCACAUGCUUGAUAUUCUUGAAGUUACUUAACACUUUUGAAAGUUAAAACAUACCUCGAAGUUACUUACCAUUCUUGAAAAUCUAACGUAGAAGACUUUUCUCACAGGAUUCUCGGACUAGUUAGAAACAUUAGUAAACAUGAAUAUUUGAAAUCUCAUAAAUAUCACUAAAUAAGUUACGAAUUUCAUCUUAGAGCCCCAACAUUGACUAAUAUAAAUGAAUUAUUAAGAAAAUAUUAAAAAGUCAUUUUAAUUGUAGAGAAAGUAAAAGUUUAUUAAACAUUGACGUACAAGAUUUCCUAAGAAGUCUUCUUAGAGAAGAUUUCUUAGGAAGUCUUCUAUUUAGGUCAUUUUUGCAAUUGCAAAUUUACAAAGGAAUACUUCUAAAGAAGUCUACUCUACAUCAAACAUCUUUAAAAGCCUUCCUUUGUAAAUAUUGGCUUACUUUUGAAUUUGAAAAAUCUUCGAAAAUACCAGAGAAGACUUAUAGAGAAGUUUUUUCUCGUAAACAUGUUAGUUUUGCAAUUGACCAAAGUUCUGUAGAUAUUUGACUUUUUCUUAGAAGACUUCUCACGUUCACAUGAAGUCUUCUCACUGUCGCAAAAAGUCUGUAUAGGUUACUUUUUUAGAGUAGAGAAGACUUUUUUAGAACUCUUCCAACAUCUAAGGAAGUCUUCUCUCGUAAUCAAAGAUUUGACCAAAAACAUGGAAUAAAUUUUGAGAAGACUUCUAAAAACACACACAAAGUCAAUUGCAAAACUAACAUAUGCAUUGACCCGAGAGAAGUCUUCUCGUUGGAGAAGAAGAGAAGCCUUCUUCGCGAAAUAGAUCUGAAAAAAAAUUCAAAUACUAUUUUUACGAUCCAGUGAAAUUCAUGUUUAAAUUUUACAAGCACACAUAACUUCUUAAUGGAAGUUACUCCCUCGUUCUUGGCCAUGAAUCAUGAACUUGAAUAAUUCUAAUAAGCUUAUAGUUUUUGAAAUUAAAAAAGUUAGGAUUGUUGGAUGAAAUAAGAGAUAAAGUGAAAAGGAAAUGGUUUAUGUGUGUAAAAAUGAGGAUAUGAAGAUGUAUAUGUUUAUUUUAGGUGCAUUUAGAGCUUGAAAUCGAUUGUUCAUGGUGGUUAGUGUUUUGAUGAUAAUGACAAUGUUGUAAAUAAAUGAGGAAGAUGAGGAUGAAUGAGUAACACACUUAUUUUCGAAAAAAAAGAAAAAAAUAAAUAAUAAUGAUAUUUUCGUGAAUAACUCGAACUUCUAUGGUGAACAUGGCAAAUGGAAGUUUCAAAAAAGCAUGAAUCAUUUUUGUGUUUGAUUUUAAAUAUUAAGUCAUAUUUAAAAAAAAGCCCUUACGAAUAACUAUUUUCAGUGUAUUCACUUUAUUAUGCUACUAUCGUAAAUAUAUGAGGAACGUUCCAUUUAGAAAUAAAAUAAAGAGGGAUGGAAAAUGAUAUACUCUCAACAUCUAAGAAAAUCAUCCUUUUACAUGUUUUUCUGUAUAAAAUAUAUAUUUACUAAAAGACGAUAGUUACGUAAAAAAAGUUAUAAUAACAUGAUGAGGGGUGAUCAUAUAACAGCACAAUUCAUGGGCAUUCCACACGACUUACCGCCGGCGCUUAAACCCGGCGCCGAUGUCUCACGAGUAGCCAGUUUCGCCGUAGACUACGCUUUUAUACUUGGAAAUGGGACUCGGACUCCUAAAAAUUCUGUAAGCAAGCUUAAUUAUUUAUAUAUUUGUAUAAUAAUAGUAUUAUAGUGUUAUUAUUACUCACUGAUUAGCACUACUAUUAUUUCUUUGUUGGUUGACACUGAAUCAACAAGUGAGGAAAUUCAAUCAGAUGAUAUCAAAUUGGAAAGAAGAUGAUAUUCCCAAAUCAUUGUUUAUGAUAUCCACUGGUAUGGAAGAUUACUACAACUUCACCAAAACCUAUCCUGAUGCCGAUGCUUCUGCUCAACAAGCUUACGUCAUAUCAGUCAUUAACCGACUAAAAUAUAAUCUAGAAGUAAGUCUUUCAACCUAAAAUUAAUGGGAAAAUGAUUUCGUGACUCGUGAGUAUUGAUUAUAUUCGUUACUAUAAAAUAAUUAAUGUUGAUUGCAGUUGUUGUAUUCAUCGAGAUCAAGUAAGUUCGUCGUACAUAAUGUAGCGCUAUUAGGUUGCUUACCUAUCGUGAGACAAGAGUUUAAUACUGGUUACGAGUGUUACGAGAAGUUCAACGGUUUGGCCAAAAAACACAACGCUAGACUCGGACCGAUGCUGAACAAAUUAGCCAAAGCCAAAUCUGGUUUUCAAUUCACACUUUUUGAUUUCUACAAUGUCCUUCUUCGCAGGACACAAAGAAACAUGAAUUACCGUAAUCCGUAAGUACUAUAUAUAACUCUCAAAAUAUUACACUAAUGCUUAGUCAAGCUCGCUCUUGUUGUGUGACUAAUUAGGGUUCUCCUUCACGAAUAUAUCGUAUUGCGGUAUUGGGUCGCACAAUGCGCAUGGUUGUGGUUUACCUAACGUGCACUCGAAGCUAUGUGAGUAUCAAAGAUAUUAUCUUUACUUCGACGCACGUGACGAUACCGAGAAGGCACAAGAAUCAUUUGCUCAUCUUCUCUCUGGAGCCGACCCAAACGUUCUGCAACCCAUGAACAUUCGUCAGCUUAUUACCUAUCCUGUUAACGACGAUAUGUCUGAGUUUUGGAAAGAACCAGUGGAGGAGAGAGAGUUUAUUGUCAGACCAUGGCUUUGACGUUGGUGCGAGUGGAUCUAUGCAGCUCGUCUAGUUUCGAGCUUAAUAUUUACUCUCUAAGAUCACGCGCAAGUUGAACGUUGUGACUGUUAUUGUAACUAAAUAAAAUGUUGUCCUCUGUUUUUAGUUUUUUUUUUGUCACAAAUUUCAUUAAUUCAAAUCUAAGAAGUAUCAACGAUUACAACCGGAGGUAAGCUCGACGGUACGAGUAAAAAAUUAAAACAUAUGAUAGAAGUGUUAAAAGGAGAGACUUGCUCGAAGUAGAGAAACCUGCAGAUAAUCUUCACUUGAAUCCUUGAAACUACAGCUCAAAAGAGCUUCAAAUAGUCUGAAACGACGUUGAAAUACCCUAGUGAAAGGGAUUUGGAAGAGUUCAAUACCAGAUUGAACACCCGAAAUGAUUCACCUCUCAUGGAGAGGGAUGCAGGAGAGUCUUUCUCAACCGCAAUAGUAUCAAAAGGCUUUAUGUGCCUGGAUUUGGCAUUGAAACGCAUACUGACAGCUCUAACAACCACAAGACUUAUCCAAGAGACUAGGUGAAUCUCCAACUCUAGCUUCACUUUCAAAAGAGUGCUUAGGACAAUCGAAUUUGGUGACGAAGCAUACAGUUUAAUCGGGUUAGAAACUCGGACCUUGACAUUACCGUGUCUAGGCCAACUUGUUGUAACCGAAAGAAACUUAAGCAAACUGUCAUCGUACUCGUUUCUGUUGAGCAUGUGUGAGUAAACAUUGGAUAAGAGGCAAGGAGCUUUGGGAUGGUCGGGUUGAAGCCUUAACUACUUGGAUAUAGGAAUAAGGUUUCGAUGAGAUGCAGGUUGAGUCGUAGGAGACGACCCUGUGAGUCCCCGCUGAGGAAGAUCUGAAGGUUCCCGCUUGAAAACGGUAUGUGGCGUUGACGGAGACUUCGGCGGUACACAGUGCGGAAGUUGAGUAAGCUUUCCAACUAGAAGACCGGUAAGGUUGCGCUUGAAGAGAGGUGGAGGAGCUAGUAGCAUGUUCGGCGUUGCAGAUCUGGUAUCUCCAGAUCGGAGGAUGGAAGAGGCUAGGGCCUCCACCGCAGCAGUAACGGGCCUGGCCCAUGAACAACAAAUCCUUCGCAUCCCUGACCCUUCCGAUAUCACGACUAGAGAAAUGAACGGUUUUGGGUGGUCGCUGGAGGAAGGGAGGGUACUGGCGCCUGAGGAGCAGGGGGCAUUGAGAGGUUCCCCAGAGCAGACGAAACUUCCGGCGAGCCAAAUCGGAGGUGUCUCAAGAACUUUGCCGGAGUGGCGGAUUUUUUUGAAGAUAUAGAUCUCUGGAGCACCGGUGGCGGAGAGAGAGGCACGUGAACGCGGUGGGAGUAGAUACCAAGUCCGUACGGGGAGCAUCAGAGCAUCGUGUGAGGCGAAGCUGUUCGACGCCGUCGGAGAAGACAUCAAAUCUGACUGAGAGCUGAGCAAAAAUGAACAAGAAGACUCGAACGAGAGGCAGACUAAGUACAAAACAAAGAGAGGAGGA